AUGAGGAACGGAGGGAGAGGGACGGAAGCUGAGGGAAAAAACCAGAAGGCAAAAGAAGGAAGGGGAGCAAAGGGAGAUGGAGGAGGGCAAGGGGAAGCGAUAAAGGGGCGGGGGCGCGGGGCGCGCCAUGUCACACUAGGCGUGGAGGAACAACGGGGGAGCGGGGGGGAGGCAAGUACAAAAUGCGAAACAAAGGAGAGGAGGAGGGCGAAAGGAGGGCCGGGGAACAGGAAGGGUGGAAGCCGAGGCGCGGACCCGCGGCCGAAGCAGGGGAAGAAAAAGGGGAGGUGCACGUGGAGGCGGGUGCGGGCAACUGCCCGCAGGGGGGGGGCCAGAGUCAAAGGGCGUCAGGGAGCAGCAACACCGCAGGAGGGAGAAAGAGUGGCAGCGGGGGAGAGGGAGAGGCGGAGAAUCGGCAAGACGGGGAGACAGCAGGGAAGCAGGGCAGGCGGCGCUAAGGGAGCACAUGAAAAGGGGCAGUGA
Molecule: messenger RNA, 483 nt
Organism: Ipomoea nil (Japanese morning glory)
Lineage: Eukaryota; Viridiplantae; Streptophyta; Magnoliopsida; Solanales; Convolvulaceae
Product: U1 small nuclear ribonucleoprotein 70 kDa-like
Exons: 1
Coding region: 1-483 (160 amino acids)
Source: RefSeq, a predicted model, not a curated record